Molecule: messenger RNA, 468 nt
Organism: Penicillium pulvis
Lineage: Eukaryota; Fungi; Ascomycota; Eurotiomycetes; Eurotiales; Aspergillaceae
Exons: 1
Coding region: 1-468 (155 amino acids)
Biological process (GO): nucleoside metabolic process
Molecular function (GO): catalytic activity
Source: RefSeq, a predicted model, not a curated record
AUGUCAGAUCCGAAAAAGUAUACCGUUGGCUGGAUUUGUGCCAUUACCUCGGAAUAUGUUGCCGCUCAAGCCUUCCUGGAUGAAGAGCAUGAGGGGCCGGAAUAUCUGUCGCCUCACAAUAAAAAUGACUAUAUCUUGGGCAGGAUAGGACGACACAAUGUGGUGCUGUCUGUUCUACCUUUAGGCUCAUACGGCACCUCCUCAGCAGGGCGAGUCGCCGAGGACAUGUUACACAGCUUCCCGAAUAUUCGCAUCGGUCUAAUGGUCGGCAUUGGUGGCGGAGCCCCAAGUCCAGAUCAUGAUAUUCGCCUUGGCGACAUUGUUGUUAGCAUUCCUGACAAUGGCCGAGGUGGUGUGAUUCAGUACGACUUUGGUAAAUCGAUUCAAGGCCGACGCUUCCAACCUACGGGAUUCCUUGAUCAGCCUCCAACCGUCCUUUGUGCAGCGGUGAAUGGACUUCGAGCUUAA